GCUGUACUCCCCGUACCGACCAAUAGGAGCAUGGAGAACAACCCAUUCUUUUGAAAAAUGAACCAGUUAGCAAACUAACUUUGCCGAGGCAGCAAAUCAAGAUGACCCACAUACACCAACACUGAUCUAAUCAAUUUUGUGAUAAAACUUAAAAAGUGAUAAAUUCCAGAUGGAAUCUACAGAUGAUUUACCCUUUAACGAGAUUAAAGUAGAAGCUGACUCCGUUGAUAUUAAAUAUAUAGACGUAGAACCAUUCCUACCAGAAGAUGAUUUAAAUGCCGAUAUGUGCUCACAGGUAAAAGUAAAGGAUAAGGUCUUGGAUACAAUAACCUCCUCCUCCUACACCACAACCUCUACAUCCUCACAGUACUUCCAGGUCGGGGUGAUCAAACAAACCUCUCAGUUCAACCCUGACAUGAAGAAUCCAACCCAACCCGUCUCCUGGAGUAGCUGGACCAGCCAGGUCAAAUCUGAGGACGGAAUAACGGUUUACGAUAAAACCGGUAUGUACGCUGACACAGUGUACAUAGACAACCUUCAUGAUGUACAGAUAAGCUCUGAUGAUCAUGAAAUAAUUACCAUCAUGGAUUCACAUAAAGAUAUCAAGAAUCCAGUAUCUCUCAACACAUAUCUCAAGGAUCUAUCCCCUCCCUACUCUCCUAUCAUGAACCACAGUAUUACUCAACUAGAUGGUGCUCCCUCGCCCACCCUCUCAGAGAAUUCUUCCGCCUACACGGCACAGAGUUCUCCCACCUACCCGGCACAGAAUUCUCCUGCCUACCCAGCACAGAAUUCUCCUGCCUUCCCGGCACAAAAUUCUCCUGCCUACCCGGCACAGAGUUCUCCCACCUACCCUACACAGAGUUCUCCUCCCAACCCGGCACAGAGUUCUCCCGCCUACCCGGCACAAAGUUCUCCCGCCUAUCCGUCUAAGAAGUCUUCCGCAAACUCUGAACAGAAUUCUCCCUCAAACCGAGCACAGAUUUCUACGGCUUAUCCACUACAGAGCUCUCCCGCCUGUCCGGCACAAAACUAUCCAGAAUUUCCGCCACAGAAUUCUCCAAUUUAUCCGCCACAUAGUUUUCCCUCCUACCCACCCCAGAAUUCUCCCGCCUACCCGCCACUGAAUUCUCCCGACUACCCGCCACAGAAUUCUCCAGCCUACCCGCCACAGAAUUCUCUAGCCUACCCGCCACACAAUUCUCCCGUCAACCCGCCAGAGGUUUCUCCUGCUUACUCACGACAGAGUUCUCCUGAUUUUUCACAACAAAAUUCUCCUUCCUACCCUGAAGAGAAAUCCUUGGCUAAAAAAUCAGAAAUCAAUUCCGCUUUUACUCAGCAUAGCAUCCAGUCAUUCACGGAAAUACAUUCUAGUCAUAACACUCUAUCCUACCAGACCCAACAUAAUCAAUACAAACUCAUAAAUAAGAAAGAACUAUCUCCCACAUACAUAUCAAUUCCUGAGACAUGCUCGCCGUCCUACAGUUUUCAGAAUGUCCAAGGCUCACAGUACUUCCACGCAUUCAACUCUCCGUUUGUAUACGGUCACCAAGACCCAAGUUCAGAGGUGUAUCCAGGUGUUGAUGCUCCUAUGGACUAUUCUACCGACUCAAGAACCAGAUAUAACUCGGAGAAUACUGAUCUGAAUUCAGUUCCAUCUCCAACUUGUUAUCCACUCAGUUUAUCACCUGGAGCUAAACCUCUGGGAUAUCCAGGUCUAGGUCCUGAUAAUAUGAUUGACUCCGGGUAUUCUGAUACUAGCACGUCAUGGAUUCAAAGAUACUCUGAGGACGGUAAGAGUUCGGAUCAUUCAACGUCAUUAAUAAAUCAGUACUACCCAUACCUGCAAGAGCGUACAAGUGAUGUUGCUUCCUACCCAGUUAGAGAGUCUAGUCCUUCAGACUCCCAGUCAAAUAAAACCUUUCAGUUUAAUUCAAACACUGGGUUUUACCAAGGCGAUUCCUCUGUUAACUCAAAGCAAGAUAUUCUCAAAACCGUUCUCAACACUCUUGGUUUUCCCUCCAGUAGUUCCAGUUCUCCAACUACUCCGGAGAUUCUAAUCCCAACCACUCUCCAGAAUUCCGAUCCAAGUGAUCCCAACACCUCCGUCGUGGAUGAAGACGGACGAAACAAUGCCGCCACGAAACCUCGUGCACGGAAACGGAAACGAGAGCCAAGCAAUUUCACAGCUAGAUACAGAGAAGGAGUUCAAAUACCUGAGGCUGAGAAAUCUAAAUGGAAAGCAAAGCUGGAGAAGACGAACCAAACAUGUCGGAUCUGUGGGGAUGUAUCCUCUGGAACUCACUACACUUGCUACGCCUGCGAGGGGUGCAAAUCUUUUUUUAGGCGUGCUGUAACGAAGAAAGCCACCUUUAAAUGUAGAUAUUCAAACGGAUGUAACAUUGUCUUCAGUGUGCGCAAUAAGUGUCAAGCCUGUAGGUUUGCUAAGUGUAUAGCUAUGAACAUGAAUCCCCAGUGUGUUCGUGAAGAAGGAAGGAGAGGCAAAAAUCCCAAACUAAACCCAACCUCUGAUCCUAAAACCCAGGAUGAGAAAAAAUCCCAAUCUACAACAGAAGAACCUGUGUACACAGCUAGAAAAUCUGUUGCACCUCUGAAACCGGUAAAUAGUGAAACUAGAAAAUCCACCGGAGAUCUAAUCUUAAAUGCGGCAAUUCGAGCAGUAGCAGACGCUGAUUCCGGUAUGACUGAUAACCAACGCACUGGAGAGGUUUAUCAGAAUCCUACGAUGACCUCCAGGUCCUGGCAAGGAGGAAAUAAUCCUGAAAUAACCUGCAAGGAAUAUGAAGUGCUGAUUAAGCUGGUUAAUCUUUACAAUCAGCUUGAACAUCCUCACCCAACAGAUCUUGAUGAAAUCGAUGACCUGAUUGCACAGGAGAAAACAGAUGAGGAUAAAUACAUGACAGAGGUUUUAGAAACUACUUGCCUGGCUGCUAGGUUAAUUGUUCAAUACAGCAAAUUUUUGCCUGGUUUCAUUGAUGUGGAUAGAUCAGAUCAGAUGACUAUUCUCAAGGGAAGCUCAAGUGAAUGUUUGAUUUUGCGAAGCGCCCGACGGUACAAUGUUGAGACGGACAGCAUAGUGUUCAGUAAUAACCACGCCUACACCACCACAACCUGGGACAUCGUGGGUCUAGACAAUACGGAGCUCAUGCGAUUUUGCAGAAACGUUUGUAGUUUAAACCUGGAUAAUGCAGAAUACGCUCUACUAACUGCAAUCAUCGUUUUUAGUGAUAGGGAUAACAUCCAGUUUAAACACAAGUUGGAUCGAGUGCGUGAGAAGUACAUGAAGCUGCUUAAAUCAUAUAUAAAGAUGGAUCCAAGUAAACCUGGUGACAAGUUUUACAAGCUUAUAGACCUUCUUCCUCAACUUAGGAAGUUGAAUGUGAUAAACCAGAAUCAGACGGCGGGAUUCAAAAUUAGAAACCCGAAGUUUCCACCACUCCUGGCGGAGUUAUGGGGGGUGGAACUCCUCUCAUAGAUCCAGACAGAUUCUCUGCUCUAUUUUAUACAUUAAGUAAUUAUGACCAUGUUUUUAAAAAAGUUAAUUGAUACAGGUGUAGUCAUAAAAUCCCCCAUCUCCAUUGAAUUUUAAACUAUUGUACUGUAUACCUAGUAGAGUAUAUAUAUAUAGCCUGAACUGUACAAAUCUAUAUAUUAUAUGUACCUGAAUUGUACAAGUGAUGUUGUACCGUUUUAUUUUGAAAUACAAAAACUAAAAAAUUA
Molecule: messenger RNA, 3741 nt
Organism: Eurytemora carolleeae
Lineage: Eukaryota; Metazoa; Arthropoda; Copepoda; Calanoida; Temoridae
Exons: 13
Coding region: 170-3496 (1108 amino acids)
Biological process (GO): negative regulation of transcription by RNA polymerase II; ecdysone receptor signaling pathway; cell differentiation
Cellular component (GO): nucleus
Molecular function (GO): RNA polymerase II cis-regulatory region sequence-specific DNA binding; nuclear receptor activity; ecdysone binding
Source: RefSeq, a predicted model, not a curated record